UGAUCUAAAUCUCUGUCUCCUUUUUCAGAUUUGUUUAUUGGUUAAAUGAGAUUUGAAUGUGUACAUAAGUGGGCUGGCUAAGCUACGCUAAGCUAAGCUAACUCGGCUGGCAGUGUAGCUUCAUAGUUACAGUCCAGACAUGAGAGCGGUAUUCUCAUCCAACUCAUCAGGCAAGAUGGCAAAUGUGAUUUCCCAAAUAUCCGACUCUUCUUUCCUCUUCCACGUGUCCAGACGUCGGGUGAAGGAGUCCUGAUCUGCGGCUGAUGAAGAUCGCUUCACGUCUCAAAACCCUCGACGUGAACAUGGAGCGAUGGCCCAUCGCUCCGGACGGCUACAUCCCCAACUCUGUGAUCCGCGGCUGGGGAAAGAAGAGGAAGCGCCUUCCCCAGACGGACGAAUCGGACAACCUCUUUUCCGGCGGUCAUCGUGAGCAGGCGAGGAAGAAAGAAAGUGAAUGCGAGGAGGAGGAUGAGGAUGAGGAGGAGGAGGAGGAGGAGGAGGAGGAGAAAGCGAAGGUGGGGAUGAGCGAGAGAAGUGUCCUCCUGAAGGAGUCCUACAUCGUCCGGACGAAGAUCCGCCAGCAGAAGACAUCUGACGGCGGACGGAUGGAGGCGGAGCCUCGGAGGCAAACGCUCGGCGACGGUUCAACAAAGGCCGAGCGCCGUGUGAGUGAUACGUCUCCGAUGGUCUGCAGUCGUUCAGAAGCUUCUCACAUUCUGCAAAUCCGUACAAAAACUGAAUCUGUAUACUCUUUCAAUUCAUUAAUUUCUAGCCCGAUCUUAAGUCAUUCAAAAGAAAGUAAACAACAGGGAGAGCAGAGAGAAGAACCUCCACUCCAACGUCUCAAUGACCAGAGAAGGAACACCUUCAUAACCAACGUGGAAACUCCUGUGGUGUCUGCAGAUGACGUCCUCUCAAAGCAAGAACCCAGGAUCACCUCAAACACACCACCAAGAGAGACCCAACACUUGACUCUUCAGUCCCUGAAGCCUCCAUUUCCAACCCCAGUAAAUCCUCAACCCCAACCAGACCAUAGAUCUCAUCCCCUGAAGCCUCCUCCUGCAACCCCAGUUCAUCCUCAACCCCAACCAGACCAUAGAUCUCGUCCCCUGAAGCCUCCCUCUGUAACCCCAGUUCAUCCUCAACCCCAACCAGACCAUAGAUCUCGUCCCCUGAAGCCUCCCUCUGUUACCCCAGUUCAUCCUCAACCCCAACCAGACCUUGGAUCUCAUCCCCUGAAGCCUCCUCCUGCAACCCCAGUUCAUCCUCAACCCCAACCAGACCAUAGAUCUCAUCCCCUGAAGCCUCCCUCUGUAACCCCAGUUCAUCCUCAACCCCAACCAGACCUUGGAUCUCAUCCCCUGAAGCCUCCUCCUGCAACCCCAGUUCAUCCUCAACCCCAACCAGACCAUAGAUCUCGUCCCCUGAAGCCUCCCUCUGUAACCCCAGUUCAUCCUCAACCCCAACCAGACCAUAGAUCUCAUCCCCUGAAGCCUCCCUCUGUAACCCCAGUUCAUCCUCAACCCCAACCAGACCAUAGAUCUCAUCACCUGAAGCCUCCCUCUGUUACCCCAGUUCAUCCUCAACCCCAACCAGACCAUAGAUCUCAUCCCCUGAAGCCUCCCUCUGUAACCCCAGUUCAUCCUCAACCCCAACCAGACCUUGGAUCUCAUCCCCUGAAGCCUCCUCCUGCAACCCCAGUUCAUCCUCAACCCCAACCAGAUCUUGGACCUCCUGAGAUCUCGCCAAUAAGAUGCAAUAGGUUCCUCCUCUGUUCCACCAAAUAUAACAACAUCGGAAACCAAACACAGGUACCCCUCGAUCGAAGAGUCUUGGAGCUCCACAAGAAGUUCAAAGUUCACAACAACAACUCGCCUGGCCUUGGAAAAACCUCCAUCAUCACCGAGCCUCCUCUUGCUUCCCCGCACUCCACCGUUCAGUCUAAUUCUGCUGGGCUGAAGUCCGAGUGGAGGAAGAACCUACACAAUCCUCUCCAGGGGUUCAGUUCUCCGCCGCCCACUAGAGCGCUUCCUGUUGAGUCUUCCAACGCCGGAGAGUUUUCGCCGAUCAAUCCUUCACUGUGCCCCGGCGUGGGGGCAGUACACCAGAGGGUGGUGCAGAGGAUUCUGAUGAAAGACUCUCUGGACCCCCCAUCCUUCCACUUCCACCACGUGAUCCCAUUGAACGCCCAACAGACCUUCUUCCCUUUGAAUCCCAGUGGGAAGACUCGGUAUGGCAGGCUGCAGUUCGACUGGAUGAGGGGGCGUGACGAGGGCCAGCUGUGGUUAGAACCAUCGAGACAGAGGUCAGCUUUGUACGAUCUCUCUAGAUCUACCUAGCAACAGGCGAGCACUGAGGUUGUUUGGUCGAACAAUAAAACAAUCUGCUGCAAUU
Molecule: messenger RNA, 2394 nt
Organism: Pseudoliparis swirei
Lineage: Eukaryota; Metazoa; Chordata; Actinopteri; Perciformes; Liparidae
Exons: 3
Coding region: 264-2339 (691 amino acids)
Source: RefSeq, a predicted model, not a curated record